AUGGCCCAAACAAAACCACCCAAACUGACUGACCUACCGCGGCCUCCCUCACCCUUUGCUCCCCCUUCCUCCUCGCGCCGCCGCCCCAAACCCCCUCUAAAACCCUCGCCGCCGGCGCAUCCUCCCGCCCCGCUCCAGACCAGAGAAGCCCUAGACGUCGGCGGCGUGCCCUUCUCCCUGCAGCGCCUCGGCACCGAGACCUUCGUCACCGUCAGCGUCGGCAAGGCCUUCCACGUCUACAACUGUGCCAAGCUCACUUUGGUCCUUGCCGGACCUCAACUGCCCAAGAAGAUCCGCGCUCUGGCAUCCUUCAAGGAAUACACAUUUGCUGCAUACGGAAGCGACAUCGCGGUUUUCAAACGGACCGAUCUGGUGGUUACCUUUACUAAACAUGAAGAAAAGGUCAACAUGCUGUACCUGUUUGGAGAAUACAUUCUCAGUGCAGAUAUUAAAGGUGAUUUAUUUAUCUGGGCCUUCAGAGGAGCUAAACCAAGCAUCGGUUGCGCCGAUGGAUCUAUUCAUGUUCACAAUAUACGAUAUGAUGAAGAGUUGAUGUCUUUCAACCAUGAAAUUCGGGGUGAUGUAACUGCCCUGUCAUUUCGAACAGAUGGGCAACCCCUUCUAGCAUCUGGAGGUUCCUCGGGUGUUAUUAGCAUUUGGAAUCUUGAGAAGAGAAGGCUGCACUCUGUGAUUAGGGAGGCCCAUGAUGGUUCUAUUGUAUCACUUCAUUUCUUUGCCAAUGAACCUAUUUUGAUGAGCUCAGCAGCUGAUAAUUCAAUAAAAAUGUGGAUAUUUGAUAAUAAUGAAGGAGAUGCUCGUCUGUUACGAUUUCGAAGUGGACAUAGCGCUCCACCUCGGUGCAUAAGAUUCUAUGGCAAUGGAAAAUUCAUCUUAUCCGCUGGUCAAGACCGUGCCUUCCGUCUUCUGCACACUGGCACACCUGUUAUCAUUUCCUGCACUUUUUUGUCAUCUCAAAGUGCUAUUGAAGAUCAACAAAGCAGAGAGCUUUCUCAGCGGCAUGUGGCAAAAAGAGCGAAAAAGCUUAGAGUAAAGGAGGAAGAGAUAAAGCUAAAACCAGUUAUUGCAUUUGAUUGUGCUGAGAUACGUGCACGUGAUUGGUGUAAUGUUGUUACAUGCCACACGGAUACUUCAAAGGCAUAUGUAUGGCGUCUUCAGAACUUUGUUAUAGGCGAACAUAUUCUUACACCAUCGUCAGAGACUGAGUCACUGAUUAAGGCUUGUACUAUAAGUGCAUGUGGUAAUUUUACUAUCUUGGGCACUGAAGGUGGUUGGAUCGAAAAAUUUAACCUUCAAUCUGGGAUUAGUCGUGGUAGUUACAUUGAUGGCUCUCUGUCAUUGCAAUGUGCACAUGAAGGUGAAGUUGUUGGAUUAGCCUGUGAUGCAACAAAUGGAUCUCUGAUUAGUGCUGGAUACCGUGGGGAUAUUAAGGUCUGGGAUUUUAAGAGUUGCAAGCUAAAAUCCAAAUUCAAUGUUGGUAAAUCUGUAACUAAGAUUGCAUAUCACCGGGCAAAUGGUCUUCUUGCUACUGUAGCAGAUGAUAUGGUGCUUGUAUUGUUUGAUACAGUAUCAAUGAAAAUGGUCCGUAGAUUUGAAGGACAUACAGAUCGUAUCACUGAUCUGUGUUUCAGUGAGGAUGGGAAAUGGCUCAUUUCGUCUAGUAUGGAUGGGACGCUCAGAAUAUGGGAUAUCAGUUUAGCAAGACAGAUAGAUGCGAUGCGCGUUGAUGUAUCUAUAACAUCCGUCUCUAUGUCUCCUAAUAUGGAUGUGCUGGCAACCACCCAUGUUGAUCAAAAUGGCGUGUAUCUUUGGGUUAAUCAAGCUUUGUUCUCACCUUCGACAAAUGUUGAUAGCUAUGCAAGUGGUAAACAUGUCCGGAACGUGCUUUUGCCAACUGUUUCGUCAGCCGAAAGAUCUGAGGAGGAAGAACCCAUUAAAAAAUCACAAGAUUCAAAUCAAUCUAAUAUUAAACCUUUUGUCAUAAUGGAUCAUCAAAUACCAGAUAUGAUCACACUCUCAUUACUCCCAAGGAGUCAAUGGCAAAGCUUGACAAAUCUUGACAUUAUAAAGGUUCGAAACAAACCGAUCGAGCCACCUAAGAAACCUGAGCAGGCGCCAUUUUUCUUGCCCUCAGUUCCAUCCCUUUCAGGGGAGAUAUUGUUUGAGCCUCCUUCCAGUAAAGAAACAGACGGCAGCACUACUGAGGACAUAGGUCAUAAAAAGAUGGCCGAUCUCUCCUCCCACUUCAGUCGGUUGUUACAAUCCUGUGGAGAACUUGAGAGCUAUUCAGCGUUCACCGACUACCUAAAAGGCCUAUCUCCGUCAUCCUUAGAUAUGGAACUACGGAUGCUACAGAUAAUAGAUGACGACGAGGUGGAAGAGUCUGAGGAACCAAGACCCGAGCUCCAUUCCAUUUCAUUGCUGCUGGACUACUUCAUUCAUGAGCUUUCCUGCAGGAACAACUUCGAGUUUGUUCAAGCUGUUCUGAAAUUGUUUCUGAAGGUAUGUGAUAGUAUUUUCCAUCUUAAACCCAUUGAGUUGGUGCUUAAAGUAUAUUUCAUCUUCCUUGGAACCAGAUACAUGGUGAAACAAUACGGCGCCACUCGACGCUACAGGAGAAAGUCCCGAUUUCUGAAAUCAAUGCAUACUUGGGAGUCCAUGUGGCUGUUGUACCAUUCUGCUGUACCUCACCGUCUUGUCGUCGUGAUGUAUCAGCACUGUUCAGCGAGAAAUAUUUGGGAAUGUCGCAAGUGCCAGUUAGGCGAAACAUCCCCAAGUGUUUAUCCAGCAUUUUACUUUAGUGAUAGCCCUCCGUGUUCAUCUUCGGUGUUUUGA
This is a messenger RNA of Triticum turgidum subsp. durum (durum wheat), 2853 nucleotides long. The record is from the annotation of a GenBank genome assembly. NCBI's taxonomy places the organism in Eukaryota, Viridiplantae, Streptophyta, Magnoliopsida, Poales, Poaceae.